Molecule: messenger RNA, 1685 nt
Organism: Silurus meridionalis
Lineage: Eukaryota; Metazoa; Chordata; Actinopteri; Siluriformes; Siluridae
Gene: rnf25
Product: ring finger protein 25
Exons: 10
Coding region: 95-1573 (492 amino acids)
Biological process (GO): protein ubiquitination
Cellular component (GO): nucleus
Molecular function (GO): protein binding; ubiquitin protein ligase activity
Source: RefSeq, a predicted model, not a curated record
CGCAGAUCGUUAUUCGUCGGAUUGCGCGUGCUACAGAAAUGUCCUGUGUGUUUGACGUCACUGAUCAGCUGGAGACGGGGGGCGGGGAAACAACAUGGCGGCGGAGAGCGAUGUCCUGUGUGAGAUCGAGGUUCUGCAGUCGAUCUAUCUGGAUGAUCUGGUGGUCACGCAGAACCAGGCGGGAGGAUGGAGAGUCAGUGUGAUCCUUCAUCCUUCCACUGGAGAAGACUGUCUGGCCCAGUUUGUUCGGCUCAAGCUCACUCUGGACCUGGAUUCAGAGUACCCGGCAUCUCCUCCCUGCAUCGCCAUCCACCAUCCCAGAGGACUUUCAGACGACAAGCUGCUCAGUUUACAGCGCAGUCUACAGUUGGAGGCUGAGGAGUGUGUAGGAACACCUGUGCUUUAUCAGCUCAUCCAGAAAGCCAAAGAGAUCCUGACUGAGAGCAACAUUCCUCAUGGCAACUGUGUAAUCUGCCUAUACAGCUUUAAGGAGGGUGAGGUGUUCACGAAGACGAGCUGUUAUCAUUAUUUCCACUCCCACUGUCUGGGCCGCUACAUCACACACUCAGAGGAGGAGCUGCAGGAGCGAGUGAGGGAGCUGGAGGAGGAUAAGACCAGGGACAGAGAAGAUGAUGAGGAGCUGUGUGUGGUGUGUCCUGUGUGCAGAGAGACGCUGAGAUACGACCUGGACACCCUGCUCUCAUCUCCAUUACCCAGCUUCCCUGAGAAGGAGGAUCAAUCAUUGACUGCAGAGUUUAAAACAAAGUGGGCGGAGCUACAGAAGAUUCUGGAACGUCAGAGAGAGAAAGGAGGAGUCAUCGACCCCGAGGCAGAGUCUAAUCGCUUCCUCGUUCACAUCAACCAUGCUCCUGCUGAUUCUUCAGACCCCUCCUGUGCUGAUACUGCAGAUCCUGACUUCGCCCAACCGCUGCCUCCUCCUUCUCUCCCACCUGAGUGCUCCAAUCAGAACCCACAUCCUCCUCGGUUAGAGAACAUCCCAUGCACUUCUCAUCGCCGAGCUCCUCGCGCUCCUUAUGUCUGGAGACAGCAGGUGGAGUUUAGAGGAUUCAGAAAAGGUAGAGGAAAAGGAGGAGGUGCACGAGGAGGACACGCAGCUCAUUUGGUUCCUUCGCCUGUUCUGGAGAACUUUGCCAAACUCAGUGUGUCUGCUAAAGAAAGUAACAGAAACAAUGGAGUACCGCAGGACACCAGCGAACACCAGGACAGACGUUUAGCUGAAGUACUAGAGCAGCCGACACAGGCUUUAGGAGACGAGGGCGUCGAAACGAGCCAUCAGGAGUCGAAGCAGGAACAGUACGUCGUGUCAGACGGCUCUCAGACCGAAGUGAAGGAACCAGGAAUGAGGCAGGAUCCACACAGGGGAUGGAGGCACGGCCCACGUGGGGCUUCCCAUGGCCACUGGCGUGAAAGGAACGCUCAGACGGAUAGCGGCGGGAACGUCCACCAUCACCACCACAGAGGAGCGCGAGGACAGCGAAGGGGUCACCACAGAGGACACGUGAAGAACUAUCAGAGACCUGAGAGCGAGUUCAGGAAGGAAGGAGUCCUCUGACAGCAGGAGGAGGGAGGAGCACACAUGCAGCAGCUUCCCUCCCGCCUCUCGCACCUGUACCUGCACCUGCACCAUCAGCACUGCUGUAAUAAACAUCUACAUCUGCCCUGAA